CUCAUCGGUGCGCGCCACUGCGCGCCACGGCGCACCACUUCGCGACACAGCUCAUCAGCAAGGAGCUCACCAGCAAGCGGGCAAGACCCGCUUGCCAGCUCAGAGCUCGGCUCAUCGGGGGAGCUCGCAGGGGGAGCUCAGCUCACCAGCAAGCGGGCAAGACCCGCUUGCCAGCUCAACUCAGCUCAUCAAGGGAGAUCAUCAGCUUGCCAGCUCAACUCAUCCCUGCAGGAGAUCGGCCGCCGCCGACGCAGAGGAGGUCCCUGCCGGCCGCCAGAAUGGCGAGACUCGCUGUUUAGCGACGGGGCUACACGGUGCGAGUCGGCACCAUCAAAAGUAGCAUCGCAAGGAACGUCUAUCGCCAGCGCCCGAUAGCGCAACCGGUGGUCAACACUCAGUGACACGACCGUGCCAGCGACCAGCAGACGAGCGCCAUCUACCGAUCGUACAACCGUGCCCGCUAAGAGCGGAACGUGGUCAAGCCGCCAAGCCGACAGCACCACCGCACACGCUACGAGCGAGCUGUGUGCACCAUCUACCGACGGGCCAUCGCAACUACAACAGCGUGUCGGCUCGCCAACCUACGUCAGCCGAACCGAAUCAACCACGGUGACAGAAGAAUCGACUGAUACAUCUGCACUGCCAAUGACGCUCCCAAAAUGAGUCUAAGGAAACGUCUGCUGAGCUGCAUCGAGUCUCAUGAUUCAAGCAAGGUGCCAAGAAUGGAGGGGCAUCCCAAUGUAGCAGCGUACUACACAGCAGCAGCAGGCUGCUACCCGGCCAUUUCUCAGCUUUUGAACCACAACAUUUCUGCCACGAUAUCACCGGUGCUCACGACCUCCACCAUCAGUCACGCGCCAAACAACUUCAUCGAGAGAAGAUCCACUCAGCUGGUGGGCACACAGCACAACGCCUACCCGGUGUAUGUGCACUGCCAAAAGGAAGCUCUUUCCUUAAAACACAAGCAAGACUCUUCUCAAUUCCCGCUCGCAUUUGGCUUUGCUGACCAGUGCAAUCAGAGCUCUGUUGGCUUGGACACUGGUCAGGUUUGUGGCGUCUUUCCCAGUUGCUCGAUAGCGAGUAAGGAGACCACCGUGCCCCUGGUCACGACCUGUAGCGGCGGCGUGCUGCUGGCAACCCAGGCCCCCCUUCAGAGCGGUUUUGGCAAGACCACAGCGACCUUCACUGACCCUGCGAGAAUGUUUCAGAAUUUUCAAAAUGUAGACUUCCCCAAGAUGUUUUCCAUGCAUCCCUCCUCUGUGGCCAACUUGGCACCUCACAUGGUGUUGGGUUCUGUUAAAAACACAGUCGUAAAUUUGCCACCAAUACAGUCGACAUCGUUUUCAAGAAAAUAUCCCAUGCAUUACCCAUAUCAGAAUUCCCCCGCUUUCAGUAACUCCUUGCCUAAUACGCAAGAAGAUACGAGGGCCUUAUAUUUAGACAAAAGCAGACCGUACGACCAUCACACGAACAUGGGUAGUUCUUUGGCAUGCAGCCCUGCUCUUUCCUCAUCACAGCAGGACUACCGAGAGAAACACAUUUCCGCCAGACCAUUGGAAAAGCCACCCAAGCUUGUACAUGUUCAAUAUUCCGACAGGUCCCCUGAAGUGUCAAACUCUGUAAUAAAGCAGAGAAGCGUGCGUCAUCAAAGCAGGGUUCACUCUGUGAAUUCUUUGUUGGCUUGUUCAAGAGAGAAACACCUCAAGGGUGAAGUGCUUCCGAAAGUGGAGGCUGACCAUGCCCAUUGGCCUCCAAGGUCAUCAACAGUUCAGUCCCAAGCAAUCGUCAGAAACAGAGAUCCAAACGUGCCGAAGAAAACGUCUCCGAGCUCUUUUUCCGAACAGCAACAACCGCACACGCAGUCCUUCUGCCAGUCGACACGCGACGCGCCGGAGCAGCUUCUGAUCCAUCCCAUGAACAACUCUCCCACGACAGCUGUUCCCAGGACCGUCUGUCAAGAUGCCUCGUUGCCACGCAUAAAGUGGGCAUGGAGCGACAGCGCAGUGUCAAACUGCGGCCCUUACGCAAACUUGCCGGUCAUCAGCCGAGUCUACAGUUGGGGAGCCGUUCAGAACACUGAGAGCCAUGUCGAGGAAAAACAGGUCGAUGGAAACAAACUUUCUCAUGCCCACCCAACGAAGGAGCAUCCAAACAUAAUGUUCGGUCACGUCUUGCAGCAACCGCAAAGCGGCACACGGCCGGGCGUUAAGGAUAUCGUUCAAGGUUCCGUGAGGUCAACCAAGCAUGCUUCUACCUCUUCGACAGGGCCAGUCAUUCGUGAUGUCUUCAGUCUCUCACCAGAGUUGGUGAGUCCUGUGACGACAGACGCGCGAUCGACCAGCAAUCGUUUGUUCACUUCGUGCGGUGAAAAUGAAGCCAAAACGAGAGACAGGCACAGGGAGGAUCAAGAGCAGAGGGCGCGUUCAAAGCAUCAAGAAGAGCACAGGAAAGCAAAAAGUCAACAAACAGACAAGUGUGGUGCACAGCAGAAGGUCUCUUCAAUCUUAGAGUUUGAAAAAACUGUGAAGAAGAUGACCGAGCAAAUCACUUCACCUGAAAUACAAACCACAGCUCUGAACUCAAAAAAGAGCCAAGCCAGCGAUGUGGCUGUGAAGAAACCCGAGAGAGACCAGAGUGAGUCGAUGCGAUCGGACGGCUCGCCUUUGAGUAAAACUCUGAACAGGAUUAUGUCCUCGUUUGUCACGGAAUCUACCGCAGAGCGCACUUCCUGUCAAAUGCCUUGUGCACUGAACUCUUUGCCUCCGAAGAGGCGAAAAGAGUGGAUUAUAAAUACUCAUGCUGCCUGCAUGGAAAAGGAUUACGGCAACGUGCAGCAUCCUGUUCAGCAAGAGGCAUAUCAAAAGAAUGAAAAACAUUCAUUCGGAAAUGGGAAAAGCCCCGUAAACAAUCCACCCACCACGUUAUCUUUACAUUCAUUAAAACAAGAAGUGUCCCCGCCAGGGCACCUAACAUCGCCAACGUCGAUGUCUGCUGGACCUGUUGCCAAGAAAGAAAUGACAGUGUCAAGAACGGUUGGUUUAAAAGAAUACGCAAAUGUUGAGCUGGUAAUCCCACCCAUUAACGAGUCCGUGAAAUAUUCUGCGAAACACGAAUCUUGCAAAAAACAUUUCAGUGAUAAACAACUUUUCCAGCCUCCGUACAAACAUCUGGGUCAGAGUGCAAAACUAGCAGGAGCAGAAGUUGCAACCUCCUCGGUAUCUAUGCUUCUGCAAAGCAAAAAAGAGGAACCAGGCAUAGCCAAUGUAAGUGUCCGGAAAAACUCUGUCAUAGACCACUGCGUAGUGGAGAAGAUGGAUCAUAACAACAGCAGUUUGCACACGCAUGUUCCCCACUUUCAGACUGUACUUGUCAGCAACUUAGACCAUCAGCUCUGUGGACAGAAUACUGAGCAAAAUGAGUUGCCCGUUGACCUUACAGUGGAGAAGAUCGGAAAGCGUGAGAUCUUGGACCUAAGCAAGUUAAAAAGCUGUAAAGAGUACGUGCUGCGGUCUUCAGAAAAGGAACUAGAUUAUGAAUGUGCUGAGAAGACUGAAAAAGAAUGUAUGAGAGAUAAUGUGCCUGAGCAAAGUAGCGGCGAUGUACAUUUGGAAGAUGUUGUGCCAAGAACAUGUCCACAGAAAGAAGGACCUCGUACAGCCUUAGAAAAGAGAAGUGAUAAAGUGUUGCCAAAUGAACUUGAAUGUUCGGAAAGUGCCCUAUCAAUAAAAAGCAAAGCUUCGGUAAACAUCGAACGUUGCAGCCCAGAUAGCAGCACCAAUGUAGACAUGGUAUCUGCGUACAACCAAGCAGGCGGUGGUAACAGUCAAUUGAGUGUGGACUCGAAACCAGAAGGCCACCUGCACAAACAUCUGCUAAACUUACAUCAGCUUCUGAGCGAAAUGGUCGAAAAGUCAGCGGCCAGCAGUAGCCACAAUCUUCAGCAGGCGUUUCAACAUUUAAGGCACGGCCCAAAGCGGGGGCCAACAGUUUCUCACGUGUCGGAGAGCAAACCCACCGGGGAGGCGUCGUACGUCACAAAGCACGGAGGAGGUGGCGGCACAAAGCGGGGAUCAAACUCGCAUUCCGUGGCGCAGACGAGCAGCCGGUCCGCAGAAAUCCACGAGCACGCGUCCAGCACCACAAAAGAAAUGUUCCUCAAAAACAUCUCGAUUCAAACCCGCCUCGAAGAAUUUGCACGCGAACUGCAGACUCUGGUCUCUAAGAGCCUUUGCCCAUUCCCCUCCGUGGCUCGAUUGGAGAGGAUUUUCAUUCCGGUCUCGGCCCUGCAAGAGAAACUCUUUCCCGGCCUUUCUGAGCUUGUCAUCCUCAACGUCUUUAAGUGCUGCAAGGUGGUCCUCAGACCGGCAACCCUAAGGGAAGAAAAAAUGCUUGGGGCAGUGUGUUGUUCAGAGAAUACGCAGGAAACGGGCUCAUUCACUCUCUUCCCGUUUGACAAGCUGAAGGAAGUCUACCCAGAGCUCCUGUACUGUUGCUGGCUGGAGAAAAUGAAGAAAUGUAUUGAUCAAAACAAUGAAGCAACGGAGAUGGAAAAGAACCCUGUUGAUUCGACAGGAAACGGAGAGGGAGAGCACGCAGCAGAGGUGACAAUUGAGUUGUGUGAGAGAGUCUGCUCCUCGCAGGACUCUCACCAGGCAGCUCGUGGUGCCACCUCCAAGGCACAGUGCCUGGUGGAAAAUCCCCAACCGUCACCGGCGGGCGCGGAAGAGGAGCCCUCCGUUGGCGAAGCCGUGGGUGCUGACAUCACCGAGUCGGCCGUUGUGACGAACGAUUCUCAUCCGUGCGAGCAGACGGGCCCUCCUGACGACAACGCAGAACGCUCAAGAGGAGCGGCAGUGGACAGCGCUCGGAGUGGAAGUGACGCCAAUCUAGAAUGCACGUCGUUGAUCGCCCCUUCUCCCCGAGAGGAUCCGCAUUCCACCACGACCGACGUGUCGUCCGACUCUGCAGCCACCUAUCCGGUUAUUUCAUCGUCCGACGUAAAGGAUGCUGCAAACGUAUUAUUGGCGUCGCCUCCGAGAUACCAGCCUGAGGAUCCCGGCACGAUCCAGCACUCUGCUGAUGACGCGCAUUGCUCCAUAACUUUAGAAUCCGAAAAUACAAUUGAAGAGAAUAACAAACCGCUUGAAGUUAAAAGGUCUAAAUACGCACAUGGUGUCAAACAACGAGUUCACAAAAGGUAUAGUCCAAGGUUGCUAAAAGAGUCGGUUGGAACUGAUAAACACCAACAGGCAUCGGACACAUAUUUGAGCAAAAAAGAGGUAUGCAAGUUGGAGGAAAAAGUGAGUAAGAAACGUGUCCCACUGCUGAAACUGAAAGGGGACAUGACAAGUUCCAUUGUGAUGGCAAAACCUGAGGACGAGAGUCAGGCUUCAAAAGUAAAGUUGGCGACCACUGAACACACCUUGGGUCACCCAGUGAUGAAGAGGAAAACAGUGCCACCUUUAAUAAUACGAAGCCAUCAUCAGGCGCACGAAGUUCGGACUCGGCUCAAGAGCCCAUUGAGGAUUGCACGAAAGGAAAAAACAUUUUCCACGAGUGGCGGUCAAGUCGAGAACGAGGCUGUAGAUAAACAAGAGCGAGAGUUUGAAGCGUUGGAGGUUGUCCGUAACACUGAGGUGCCAUUUGAAGAAACCGCUUUUGACGAUGUAAAUCCUGCCAUAGGUUCAGAAAACAAGGACCAAAAGCACGUACGUGACCCUUUGACAGAAGAGGCAUCCCCUGGAUGUGGCCAGGUGAAACGGCCAAGACUUAAACACCUGAGGGCAAGUGCCCAGGUGGCUGAGAAAAAGCUAAAAAAACAGAUGCCAACGUUACGAAGGUCUCUGAGGCAGAAGACGUCCGGAAUUCAACUAAGGUCGCAGAGAGGCGCGAGUUCUGAACGACGGCUCGUCCAGGUGGUGCCUGGGAAGAAAACCAGAUGCAAGCGCAAAAGCGGCCGGAGCGAGACUUCCCCGAAAUUGUCGCGCGGCAGACAACGGGCGGACGGAAACGCGGACGGAGGCAGACGAGAGGAGCCCCCGAGUGAAAAGAAGACGGGCGGAGACUUGUACCCAGACCUGGUGGGGAGGCGUGUGCUGCAUCUGUACGAUGACGAGGACACGGAGAGGUGGUACCAGGGAGUGGUGACGCAGCUGUACGAGGAGCACGACGAUCCCCUGGAGGCCAUCUACGUCGUCACGUACGACAGCGAGCCUGGGUGGCAGUAUUAUCUGGAGCUCCUGCAAGACUACCAGAAAGGCUGGCUGAAGCUUGUCGACUAGGGAUCGAGUGCUGUCCAUGAUACUUGUGCCCGGUUAAAUGUAACAUAUGCAUUGAGUCAACAAUGAGACUGUUGGUUUGCUAACAUUAGAUACUUUUAAAUUAAAGAUAUGCUGUUUACCAUUUUGUUUAGGUUACAUUUAAAUACGUAGUUUAUUUUUUUGUAUUAGGUGCUUAAAUAAAAAGGCACGUGUCUGUUCCAUACGCGGCGAUGUAAACAACAACGGUGGCGUUUUAUUGUUGACGUGACGUUGCGGAUGAGAAUGUUUUUGUUUUCGUUUUUGGGUUUUUUUUAAACAAAAUUUGUAACUUCAUUAAAAUAUUAAUAUUGUUAUAAUGUUCAUGAACAAUAUUUUCAGGCAGUUUUAUUAUCCGUAUUUGGUGGUCACAACUGCUAUUAAGACAAUCUGUUCUGUAUGAAUAAAAACAUAUAUGGACAUAGUGGAUGUGGAUGUCAAUAAAUAUAUAUCCUGUAAACA
Messenger RNA from Petromyzon marinus (sea lamprey), 6758 nucleotides. RefSeq lists its product as uncharacterized. NCBI's taxonomy places the organism in Eukaryota, Metazoa, Chordata, Hyperoartia, Petromyzontiformes, Petromyzontidae. The record is from RefSeq and is a predicted model, not a curated record.